Messenger RNA from Vicia villosa (hairy vetch), 2512 nucleotides. RefSeq lists its product as uncharacterized. The record is from RefSeq and is a predicted model, not a curated record. Gene Ontology annotation, biological process: RNA modification. The coding region runs from base 136 to 2361 and encodes 741 amino acids. Lineage: Eukaryota; Viridiplantae; Streptophyta; Magnoliopsida; Fabales; Fabaceae. The transcript has 2 exons. Gene Ontology annotation, molecular function: RNA binding; protein binding.
UUUUUAUUUUAAUUUCCUUAGUUUAUUUUAAUGUCUUUCUCUUUCUAUUGUUGAAACCCUAAUCCUAUUGUCUUGGUAGGAAUUUCUUCCUAUCAAUUGGUGCUUCCAUUUUCGAUCUCUUGCCUAGUAUUGAAGAUGAAUAUUUCCAUAUACAAUGGAUGUGACGAUUGUUAUUGGUGGAUUUUGUGUACUGAAAAAUAUUUUGUUACACAUAGAAUACCAGAAGAAGAAAAAGUAGCAAGCAUUGUUCCAGUAUUGAGAGGUCGAGCUCUUCAAUGGUGGUUUCAAUGGUCUCAAAGGUACUCAUCGACAAGCUGGGACGCUUUUACUACUGCUAUCCUCUGGUAUUUUAAACCUGAGUUUAGAGAUGUUAUGCCUGAGUCAGAUGAAGCAGGGAAACCAUAUUCAGAAAUUUUAAACUAUGUUUUCACAAAGCCGGAUCUGGAAUCAAUGGAACCCAUUGAUGAAACUUGUUUUCAUCAAGAUUUCAUUGUGGAACCUGUCCAUCGAGACCUUCCUGAAAUAAAUCUAAAUCUUUUGCCAACUCUAAAGCAACAACAAAUCCAAUCUCCUUGUUUUAGGGCAUCGUCACCUUGUUCUAAAAUAACACAUUCAACUUGUAGUCCAGAGAGAGAAAUAGAGGAUGAAGAAAUAGAGUCACAGGGAGAGAAAUCACCACCGAAGCCACCACCGGAGUCAAUAUUUGAUCAGCCUCCGGUACCACCGCCACCUUUGAAAUCGUUUUGCUAUGAAGAAAAUAUGACGAAAAAUAUAUUUCCGGCAACUUCUCCGGCCACACUUCCGACAAUACCUUCCAUGAUAUCUCAGAUGAAAUCUCACGCAACAAAGACAAGUGCAUCUGUUUUCCUACAAGAGUCACCAUAUCAAUGUUUGCCUAAUGAAUUCAUCAAUCUUUCACCACUGUGUAAUGUUGAGAAAAAGCAUUCAACGGUCCAAUUAAAGCCUGCCACGCGCCUGUUGCACUUCAAUCACACAAGGCCCACGCGCCUGCUACUUGUUGGACGUCCGUCAGCGCACUCUCCCAUACUUCAAAAAGGUUCCUUCUUAUCCUUUGAAAAUAAUCACCCACCUUUACAUUUCCCUCAAUUUAUGCAGAAUUCAUCACAACCAUUCAUUCAAAAAAAUGUCCCACCUAUUGCAAUAGUGAUCACGUGUAGCUCCAUAUCACCACUCACAUCAAUUCAACAAGACUUUCUCUCUCUCCAUACAAUAUCACACUCCCAUACAACUUUUGGACAAAAGAAUGUUGUGUCUCAUCCUGGUACAAGUGGUCCCAUGUCCUCUACUGCAUCUCUGCCUUAUUUCACCUACCAAUUUCUUAAAGCCAAUUUCAAUCAACCACACCAAUUUGGUUUUCACAAAUCAACCAACACAGUUUCAACCUUAGCACCUAAUUCCAUUAAUUUACAAACAGUUCAUUACCACUCAUCAUCCUUGUUUCCUUCAAUGAUCAAUAAGUUUACUAAAACAAAUUUCAUGUUUCCAAUGAUGCUUGUUCCCUUUAAGAACACGAAGAACGAGCCCGUUCUUUCACCCGAAACAAAAAUUUAUGAUCACAAGAGGGAUUGUUAUGAACAAGCUUUUAAGUGUUUUCGAAAAAUGCAGAUUGUCGGUGUUGUUUCUGAUUAUGUGAUUAUUAUGGCUAUCAUUUUCGUUUGUGCUCACCUGGGUGCACUCGGUCUUGGCUUGUGCGUACAUAGGUUUGCAAUGAAGAAAGGUUUCAGAGACAAUGUUAGAGUUUCUAAUUCGUUGGCAAAUAUUUGUGUUCAAUAUGGAUGUAUGAAGCUUGCUCUUAAGGUGUUUGAUAGAAUGACUCAACAAAUUUUGGGGCUGACGAAUUCAAUUAUUGAUAGUUUUACUCAAAAUGAAUUUGUAGAUGAGGUUCUGAGUUCUUUCCAUUUGAUGAGGAAAGAAGAGUUUCAGUCAAAUGGUGUUCUUUCUAUUGAAAAUAUACAUGAAGAGGUUGUUGCUUUAAUUCCAAUAAUUGAUUUUUGGUCUGAAAAUAGUCCUAUGAACAACACUGAUUCAAUUGUGGUCCUAGCUGCUCAUUCCUUGAUAAAAAUUUCAAGUGAAAAUCUCCAUUCACAAGUUGGUAUUGUUGUUAUACAUGGUGGCUGUCCAAAGAAAAGUCAUGCCGAUUUUCUAACUAAGUGUCUGAUUCCUACUAGAAGAUCGUUUGCGAAUAUGCAUAUGAAGCCAGACACAGAAACUUACAAUUGGGUUGGUGAAGUGUAUACUAGAGCUGAUUCUUAUGACAGAGUUCAAGAUGUCGCUGAGUUGCUUGGCAUGAUGGUCGAAGUUCAUAAGCUCAUACAACUUCCGUCCAAGUUGAAAUGUUGAAGAGCUAUGGAACUUUAAGUUUUCAUAUUUGGCCUGAUAGUGAUAACUUAAGAGGUGAUAUUAUGGAAAAUCAGUUUGUGGAGUAUGUUGUUUUUGAUGAGGUUGGUUGUUUAUUUGACAUGGGUUUUGCUGAGCAGCUACAUCAGAUUCU